GCUCCUCCGCCUGCGCUGCCUCCGCCCCUCCGUGGAGUUUUAUAACUUGCCGGGUUUCCGCGUCCUGUGACUCUGGUCAGGUGGUUCCCUCGCUCUCCACAGCCGCCUGCGGGAGGACGCGCCUUCCCACCAGAAAAGACGGAGUUGAACAAAGAAAGUUUGCCGAGCGGCUGCAGCAAAGCUCUAGGAACCUUCCCCUUCUCGCCCGGCUCCCCCUGAGUGUCGCUGGCGGCUGGGGAGCUCCCGGGGCAAGGCGGGCAGGCAGGCGGGCGAGGGGCGCGAGAAUGGCGGGGGGAGGCGAGAGAGGCGGCGGCGGCGGCGGCGGCGUUGGCGCGGGGCAGCCGGAGAGCCGGGAGCAUCUGUUCAAGGUGCUGGUUAUCGGCGAGCUGGGCGUGGGCAAGACGAGCAUCAUCAAGCGCUACGUGCACCAGCUCUUCUCGCAGCACUACCGGGCCACCAUCGGCGUGGACUUCGCCCUGAAAGUGCUCAACUGGGAUAGCAGGACCCUGGUCAGGCUGCAGCUGUGGGACAUCGCAGGUCAAGAACGUUUUGGCAACAUGACCAGAGUGUACUAUAAGGAAGCUGUUGGUGCUUUUGUAGUAUUUGAUGUCACAAGAGGCUCAACAUUUGAGGCAGUUUCCAAGUGGAAACAUGACUUGGACAGCAAAGUGCUUCUCCCAAACGGCAGCCCAAUCCCUGCAGUUCUAAUUGCCAACAAAUGUGACCAAAAGAAAGACAGUGGCCAAAAUCCUUCUCAGAUGGACCAGUUCUGCAAAGAAGGAGGUUUUGCUGGGUGGUUUGAAACCUCUGCAAAGGAUAAUAUCAACAUAGAUGAAGCUGCUCGGUUCUUGGUAGAAAACAUCCUUGCAAAUCUCAAAGCCUUUCCUAGUGAAGAGAAUGAUGUCGGGAGACUAAAACUGGAACCGGGUCCUCUGACAGCAGAAAGCAAACCUCAGUGCUGUUAGUUACAUCCAAUCUUGCAGUGACACACUAUGUCAGAGCAGCGAGAUUCCUGCUCCUCAUGUUGGACUGCUGCUAUGGUGCUUCAUCACGACAAUCCUAAUGGGGAAUUGUGUUUUGUAGAGUUGAUCACACUGCAGGCGUUUACACACUUUUUUCCUUGUUGGGUAGGACUUCAAAUUGCCUUCUACGCUAUAUCAUUGUCUGGUUGUGAACCAUUUAGCACAGUUGAAAGCUGCCUCCAAUACGAAAAGGCAGUAUUUAUCCUACAAGGCAAGGGUCAGUAUGAGUGACUCAAACCCAAUAUUUAUCUUUCACAGUGCAAUUUCAGAACUAGAAUAGGAACAUCUGUCUAUGAAUGAAAAUGUUCAUUUUGAUAAGUGCUAUUAUCGUUUGCUUAUAUCCCCUUUAAUGCAUAAAAAUCCUGUAGCUGCCCCCUUUUGCUUUUCCCAUAAUGUCUCCUCCAUUCGUCUUGAGCACCAGGGUCACCAAGCCUUUAGGGACACUUGGCACCCAAGAACACUUCAUUUCUGAAAAGCACAAGACUGAUAUUAAGCAAUGGUAAUCUUAAACUCUAUUGCUUGGAAAGUUGGGAUAGGAAGAUUAUGCUGUUUGGAAGGGAGUGAUAAGGAUAAGUCAGUGCUGUCCCA
Molecule: messenger RNA, 1610 nt
Organism: Podarcis raffonei (Aeolian wall lizard)
Lineage: Eukaryota; Metazoa; Chordata; Lepidosauria; Squamata; Lacertidae
Gene: RAB32
Product: RAB32, member RAS oncogene family
Exons: 3
Coding region: 285-965 (226 amino acids)
Biological process (GO): endosome to lysosome transport; phagosome-lysosome fusion
Cellular component (GO): lysosome; phagocytic vesicle; trans-Golgi network
Molecular function (GO): GTP binding; GTPase activity
Source: RefSeq, a predicted model, not a curated record